AUGGCGGACACACGCAGAACUAUGGCAGACACACGCAGAACUAUGCCGGACACAGGCAGAACUAUGCCGGACACAGGCAGAACUAUGCCGGACACAGGCAGAACUAUGCCGGACACAGGCAGAACUAUGCCGGACACAGGCAGAACUAUGCCGGACACAGGCAGAACUAUGCCGGACACACGCAGAACUAUGCCGGACACACGCAGAACUAUGCCGGACACACGCAGAACUAUGCCGGACACACGCAGAACUAUGCCGGACACACGCAGAACUAUGCCGGACACACGCAGAGCUAUACCGGACACACGCAGAACUAUGCCGGACACAUGCAGAGCUAUGCCGGACACACGCAGAGCUAUACCGGACACACGCAGAGCUAUACCGGACACACGCAGAACUAUGCCGGACACAUGCAGAGCUAUACCGGACACACGCAGAACUAUGCCGGACACACGCAGAACUAUGCCGGACACACGCAGAACUAUGCCGGACACACGCAGAACUAUGCCAGAAAGAUAG
Molecule: messenger RNA, 519 nt
Organism: Procambarus clarkii (red swamp crayfish)
Lineage: Eukaryota; Metazoa; Arthropoda; Malacostraca; Decapoda; Cambaridae
Source: RefSeq, a predicted model, not a curated record